This is a messenger RNA of Sinocyclocheilus rhinocerous, 709 nucleotides long. RefSeq names its product protein Churchill. The record is from RefSeq and is a predicted model, not a curated record. The transcript has 4 exons. Gene Ontology annotation, molecular function: zinc ion binding. NCBI's taxonomy places the organism in Eukaryota, Metazoa, Chordata, Actinopteri, Cypriniformes, Cyprinidae. The coding region runs from base 94 to 432 and encodes 112 amino acids. Gene Ontology annotation, biological process: positive regulation of DNA-templated transcription; fibroblast growth factor receptor signaling pathway; multicellular organism development.
CGUACAGAGAAUUCACAGAAGAAGACGAACACGGAAGCGUCUCAGUAUUUCUAAUCUGAACGGUAUAUAUUAUUGUUAUUUGUCUGAUGCGAAAUGUGUACUGGUUGUGUGCAGAAACAGUAUCCCGACAGGGGUCAUACCUGUCUGGAGAAUGGUUCAUAUCUUAUGAAUUUUCUCGGCUGCGCCAACUGUCACCAGCGGGACUUUGUGCUGAUCAGCGACAGGACGAUGGUGAAUGAAGAUGAGGAGGAGAUUGUCACUUACCUGCAUAUGUGCAAGAACUGUGAUCAUGUCAUAGCAAGACACGAGUACACCUUCACUGUGGUGGAUGACUAUCAGGAAUACACAAUGUUGUGCAUGUUGUGUGGAAAAGCAGAGGAUUCCAUCAGCGUGCUGCCGGACGAUCCCAGACAAACAGCGCCUCUGUUCUAGAGUAUUUGCACAGACACAGAGAUGGGGAAUUGUCUUCUUUGUAAAGAGCAUGGUCAUGCAUGAUGGAGGGAGCCAUGACACAUGCAACGUUUUACAUACGCUUAGCACUGGAGAACGACACACUGUCACGUUGAAUCCAGGAGAAUAUACCGCAGAAUUCAUUGUGCUUUGUUUCUACUGAUUCAGGAGAGGCACUAAGGUUUAUAGCACAGCUCUGACUCAUAAAGAUACAUGAAUUUGAGAGUCAUUCACAAAUAUUAAACCUAAUUAGGAAUCA